AUGGCACAGUGUACAGAGUACCGCAACGUAUACACUGAUCGUGGACGCCUACGGUACAUACCCGAACAUCUUUUCGACUCCUCACGCGCCCGCCGCGGUAUCUUCCAAGGACGACAUCGACGACCGCAUCGCAUCCACAUCGCACACGUAGCCCCUGAUCCAACUCUACUCCGCUACCAGAGACGGAAGACGAACAAUAAAACACAAUUCACCGUAAAGCUGGCGGGCCCUCGAGACAGCGCCAAACGCUAUCUGCGGUCGUUUAUCGACACACAUUUCACCGCGCCCAGUCCAGACGCGAAAGAUAUUGUGCCUCCGCAAUCAACCGCCAACAGCAAUCAAGACGACGCAGCAGUUCCUCUCGCAGGCGGGCGAUCAUCUGCACCCGGCGAGAUGAGGUCCAGCCCAAGAAACUCCACGGGCAUCUUGGGUACACACGCGGUAUCGCUAGCUGCACAGGAUUCGCACCGUCCUGAGCUUAGAGAGACAUUCCAGUCCUCUAGAAGAUCAUCAGCGAAGAGCUUAGUCAAUAGCGUGAAACCCUUUUCGGAGGAUAAACCCGUUGCUUCUGGAGGAGGAGUCAACGUCAACAUCGUUCUCACAGAGCCUGUUUUGUUUCUCCGCGGCUUCGAACAAAAUGAAUAUUCUGAACGAAACACCGCGAUGCUUCGUGGAUCCCUGGUCUUGAAAAUUACAAAACCAACAAAGUUGAAGGCUGUCACGCUGAAAUUCAGAGGCAAGGCAUUAACGAAAUGGCCCGAGGGUAUUCCACCAAAAAAAGUAGAUUUCGAAGAAGUAGACAUACUGAUGAGCCACACAUGGCCGUUUUUCAAUGCUCAAUUCCCAAAUGCAGAAGCGGGUACUGGAGCACACCAAGUGGAGUUUUACAAGAACUCUGGAGGCAUGGGCGGUUCUCCGAACCCUUCCUCAACAAACCUGACAAUAAAAGAGGCGAAGCGGUUAUCGUUGGCAGUGAACCAAUCGCGAAGUUUUGGAAAAGGUGAAAGCCCUUCAGGCGGGCCGUCGGUAGCGCAAAAAGGUUACAGAUCCUUCAACGCUGGCGAGUACAUGUACAACUUCGAACUCCCGUUGGACAGCCAUCUCCCGGAAACAAUUGAAGUUGAUCUCGGCUCCGUCAAAUACGAGCUGGAAGCAACUGUUGAACGAGCUGGAGCUUUCCGUACGAACUUGGUCGGCACAAAGGAAGUCAAGCUCAUUCGAGCGCCAUCGGAAGGCUCCCUGGAGCAAAUUGAACCAAUUGCCAUAAGCCGCAGUUGGGAAGACCAGUUGCACUACGACAUCGUCAUCUCUGGCAAAUCUUUUCCUCUGGGUGCUCAAGUACCAAUUGCAUUCAAACUAACGCCCCUGGCCAAAGUACAAUGCCACCGGAUCAAAGUGUUUGUGACGGAGAACACUGAGUAUUUCUGCAACAACAAGCGGGUACACCGAAUGGAACCUGUUCGCAAAGUCCAGCUGUUCGAAAAGCGGGCAGAUGGUCCACCGACAAGUACUUUCCCUGGAAGCACAAUGAGAAUAGUCUCGGGAGGCGGCGUACCGUAUGACCAGAGAGCUGCCGCUUCCCGAGGCGAGGACGUGCAAGUGCAAGAUCCCACAAAUCUUUUAGGUAACCUUGCUGGGGAUGCAAACGUUGGUCCCACAGAGAUGGAAUUCAACGUGCAGCUACCUAGCUGUCAUAACAUGCGGGGGGACAAAGACAAGCAGUCGAAGUUGCACUUCGAUACAACAUAUCAGAACAUUCAAGUACAUCAUUGGAUAAAGCUCGUCAUGCGCCUGUCAAAACCCGAUGCGGUUGACCCCACGAAAAGACGACAUUUCGAGAUCUCUAUAGAUUCUCCAUUUCACAUUCUCUCUUGUCAGGCCACACAAGCGAACACGGCAUUACCUGCGUACUCUGGCGCUGAGCCGGCUCUUAAUGGAGCGCAUGUACCCGAAUGUGGCUGCCCGAAUGCAGCCGCCCGGCGCACGUCGCCAAGUGGCUUUGUUCCAACAUUGGACUCACUCGCCCGCUCAAGGGGUAAUUCGAAUGCUUCCGUACCACCCCCUAGCCUUGCACGUCCUCAAGCAGCGCACAUUGGCGGCCCAAUCAACUCCAACGUGCAACGACCGAUCCAUCUCAUGCGAGUACCAUCGUUUAACCCCCCAGCUUUCUCUGACGAAGAGCCACCGCCACCUUUAGAGACACCACCCCCUCUUUACGAGACUAUUGCUUCACCAACGAGUGGUUUGGCUGACUACUUUUCACGCUUAUCAGACGCGUAUGACGAAGAUAGCGAUCACGAACGGAACGACCGCGGGCGUGUCGAAAUUCCUCUGACGCCUGGAGGACGCACGAAUCGGAGCAUGGAUGAGCGCAGGACAUGGUUGCCGGUUGGAUAUUAA
Dothidotthia symphoricarpi CBS 119687 is the source of this 2400-nucleotide messenger RNA. RefSeq lists its product as uncharacterized. The coding region runs from base 1 to 2400 and encodes 799 amino acids. The transcript is spliced from 3 exons. Lineage: Eukaryota; Fungi; Ascomycota; Dothideomycetes; Pleosporales; Dothidotthiaceae. Gene Ontology annotation, molecular function: ubiquitin protein ligase binding; protein-macromolecule adaptor activity. Gene Ontology annotation, biological process: ubiquitin-dependent endocytosis. Gene Ontology annotation, cellular component: cytosol; cytoplasm. The record is from RefSeq and is a predicted model, not a curated record.